AAAACACAUGCACAAUAGCAAACAAGGAGAGCGGAACGGCGCAUGUAUGUUACUCCGACUUUGUAAAUAGCUGAUUAUCACGAACCGUUGUUAUGAUAAGAGACCAUUUGCUUAGUGCAAGAACGGUUGCAGCGCGAAGAUUCUGCAGUUUUUGCAAGGUGAAGAACAAGUGAUGAAUAAUGCUGUUGAAUUGCGUUUCAAACAGCUGCAUCAACAUGAAGACGAAUUUAAUAGCUGUUUGAUCUGUUUCUAGAUUUAUGUGUAUUUAUUAGAAGACCCCUUUUGCCACCUUAAAUACCAAGAGCAGCGCAAUGCAUAAGGCGAUAUUUUCGUUUUAGGCAAGGCGUCACUUUCCAACACAAUCCUCUAUCUAGACGCUUCAAAAAGUGCAGUGCUUCCAAUUUGAUAGACCGCAAAUGUGAAGAUUUUAUUUUCAUUUCUUUACUUCAUUGUCAUACGCGCAUUUCUUAAGCAAAAUGGAAAUCACGCAAAUGUGGAAAUUACAACCUGGCUAAUCAACAAUAUAUACAUUUUUGAAUUAAAAUAGAAGAUAUAAGAAGAUGUUUGGCCUUUUGAAAUCUGCUGUGCGCGUCAACGGAAUAUAGUUAAUCAGAACAUCUUAUGGGAGAAAAAGACGGAGACGCCGUCUACUCGACCCAUCUGCAAGAAAACAAAAGAUGAAAAAGAAGCAACAAAUGGUUCGUAAAGAUAUUGAUUUCUAUUUGGAGUCUCCGACGUAAAGAGGCGACGUGCGACGAUUUUUGGAAAAGAAGCGAGUCAUUCGGCAUUAAAUAUUAAUUCAAUUGUUUUGAAAUGAUGCUCUAAAAUCUUAAACACACAUGAUUUGUGCCCUCUUGUUAUUAAAUACUUCUAAUGGUAAAACCUGGAAAAAGAACGACCAAUAGAAUGCAUUGUUUGAAGAUAAGGAUCAUUAUUUUGUCAUUAUCAACAUUAUUCGAAUCUCUUGAGUCGGACUGAAAAAGAAAAAAACUUUGAAAAUUAAACACACAAGCAACUACAAAACAAUGCCGGAGUGCCGCGAUUCCUGGACCGUUACAACAUAUCAUUUUGAUGUCAAAAGUACUUUCAUUAACGGCUGCAGGCAUAGAGUAAUAGGUGCAAGCUUUUUUACAAGGUAUCAUUAUGCUACCCGCAGUUUCGCCCAGUUGAAUGCAGCGCUUCAGCAUGUAAAUUGACUUCAACCUUGUACCUAUUUCGGUUGCCUCUGGGACUAUAUAUUCUCCGAACCGGAAAUAUAUAUAUAUAUACAUCAUCUUUAAAAUGGAGUUUGCAAUGGUAGGUGCUGAAAGUGGCGGGUGCAACAGCCAUCUGCCUUACGGAUACGCACAGGCGCGUGCUAGGGAGCGCGAGCGCGAACGGGAGAGGCAGGUCCAGUCGCGUGCCGCAGCGGCAGCUGCUGAGGCUGCUGAAGCGCAAUGUUGUACCAGCCAUCACCCCAACAACCACCAGCUGCACCAGUCUCGCGCCGCCUCCUCGUGCCAUGCCAACAACACCAGCGGUAGUACCGCCUCGCGCCCCUCCUCUUCGCAACCGGCUCAGCCGCAGCAGCAGCACACGGAGCAACAGCAGACGGUCCUGAGAGGAAGGAAAAGGCAUCGCGGUGCCGAGCACCGAAGAAGGAACCGUCCUACUCUAGGCGGGGAUCUGCGUCACUCGGAGUUGGCGCUACUCGGAUCCGAGGAGGAAAUUAUGAUAGAGGAGGAGGAGGCUGGAGACGAGGGAGAAGAAGACGAGGACGGAGGCGGUGGUGGCGAGGAGACGAGUGGCAGGAGAAAAAGUUUUGUCUCUAAUAUGGAUGAUGAAGAAGAGACAUUUUCACUCACGGACAGACGCCCCCAGUCAGGCUACGAAAACGUUUACAGCGAGCACGCCUGCUGCGAAAGAGUCGUCAUUAAUGUGUCCGGUCUUAAGUUUGAAACACAGCUUAAGACUCUGACUCAGUUCCCGGACACACUGCUUGGGGACCCUGACAAACGCAUGCGGUACUUCGACCCCCUGAGGAACGAGUACUUUUUUGACAGGAAUCGACCGAGCUUCGAUGCAAUUCUUUAUUAUUACCAGUCCGGGGGGAGAUUAAAGAGACCCGCUAAUGUGCCCUUUGACAUAUUUUCAGAGGAGGUCAAGUUCUAUGAACUGGGAGAAGAAGCGAUUCUCAAGUUUAGGGAAGAUGAGGGCUUCGUAAAAGAAGAGGAAAAGCCUUUGCCUGAAGACGAGUUCAAGCGUCAAAUCUGGCUUCUCUUCGAAUACCCCGAAAGUUCAAGCCCCGCGAGAGGCAUUGCGGUCGUGUCUGUUUUGGUUAUUGUUAUAUCCAUUGUCAUCUUCUGUUUAGAAACUUUGCCCGAGUUCCGGGACGACAGAGAAUCCUUCAGCGGGGGUAAAAACUCAUCGCAUCCUGGCAGUGAUUUCACACCAUUCAACGAUCCCUUCUUCAUCGUGGAGACCGCGUGUAUCAUCUGGUUUUCUUUUGAGAUAAUCGUCAGGUUCUUCGCGAGCCCGAGCAAACCUGCCUUCUUUAAAAACAUCAUGAACACUAUAGACAUUGUAUCCAUCUUGCCUUACUUCAUUACCCUUGGCACUGAUCUUGCCCAACAGCAAGGCAACGGGCAGCCAGCGAUGACUUUCGCGAUUCUCAGAAUAAUUCGCCUGGUCAGGGUCUUUCGCAUCUUUAAGCUCUCUAGACAUUCAAAAGGUUUACAGAUCCUCGGUCACACUUUAAAAGCUAGUAUGAGGGAACUAGCGUUGUUGAUCUUCUUCCUUGUCAUCGGCGUUAUUUUGUUUUCCAGCGCCGUGUACUUCGCCGAAGCCGAUGAGCCGACGUCCCAGUUCACUAGCAUCCCAGACGCCUUUUGGUGGGCAGUUGUCACCAUGACCACUGUCGGAUACGGGGACAUGAAACCAAUAACAGUGGGUGGGAAAAUAGUGGGCUCACUUUGCGCUAUAGCGGGAGUAUUAACCAUCGCUUUGCCCGUCCCUGUCAUCGUUUCCAACUUUAAUUACUUCUAUCACAGAGAGACUGACAAUGACGACCAAACACCAGUGGUGCAAAACACGCUCCCCUGUCCCUAUUUCUCUGGAAACUUCUUCAAGAAAUUCAGGAGUUCAGUGUCUGCUUCUUCUAUUGGGGAUAAAGCAGAGUACAUGGAGAUGGAAGAAGCGGUGACACAGUCCUUAUGCACUUUGGACAAGCAAAGCCCGGAAAAAGGAAACGGUACAGAUAAUGUUCGAGGAAACAGCACGAAUCCCAAAUCGCUUCAAACCGAUGUAUGAUUACAGGGCUGCAUAAAGACAGUUUGGCCUUUAUUAGUCGCCUGUUACGAUUUAUGGUACAGCGUGCAGAGGGUACAAGUCUGAGUGAACAUUCAUACAUUGCAUUUAGAAAUCACACACAGCAAUGCUGCAUACAUCGAAGUGGUAUUUCCGUUAUAUGUUUAUUUAUUUGCGCUAAAAAUAAAACUAUAUUCCCGUCGCUUCGAACUUCCCUAGAGAAAGCAUUUCAGUUGAAACAUGCAACCGCAAGAUCACCAGCUUUAAGUAACAUAUCUUUAAAAACCACCAAAUUACUAUAAAAUAAAGUUACUCAUAGACAUAAUUGAUAUUUCCUAUGUAAACUUUAUUUUUUGAUGGCACUUUACACGGUUUACUUCUUUGGAAUUAGAUUAAUGGGAGACUUUUUUAGCACUGACGUAUAAUGCAACACUAAUAUAAUGGUUAGCAGGUUAAAUGCUUAGAUCAGAUGAUCGUCAGCAAAAAGGCGUGUUUGUAACUAAAUUAUAUUUACCCCUUUUUUAGACGGCAAAUUGCAAUGUUUAAGGCUCAUUGUAUUGUCCGUAAUUUGGAGAUUCAUUAAUAGAUAUUGUAACAAUUGUGUACGUUGUGAUUUACAAAGUGACAAAGAAUUUUUUAAUCCUGAUUUUAGUAAUCCUACGCUUCGACGUCUCCUAAAUUGUAAAUCUAUUACUGUUAGUAUGGUCAUUGAAACUGCGACGGUACCUGUCACUGUGAUCUGUGCCACAGAAAAUGAUUGGCUCUCGCUUCGAAAUGUUCAAUGUUAAUCGACUUUUCAUACACAUUCCUGAACGAUAUGGGCACAAGAUAGGAAAUGGGGUAGUUUAUUAGACGUCUAAGAAAUCCUCUUUUUAUACAGCUGCAUCAAAUUCACAAACAGCGGCUAUAGCAAGAACAAAGAUGUGCAUUUCGGCACCUCCUUAAAGCAUGAACUGGAUUAUAUAUUUGUACAUGGACUUUUCAUGCUUUGAAGGCAUGCACUGAAUUUCUGCAGUGAGCAACGAAUACAUGCUUGGCAUUGCAUAUGUAUUACCUGGAGCAAAAAUUGCAGACAUGCAAAAACUGCAGGGGCAAAGAAGAGCGAGAAGUUUGGACAAUUCAAAAGAAAACUUGUGGUUGCCCCUUUAACACCGCAAGAGAAUGUCAACAUUCCUCUUGAUGAAAUCUCACGGAAAUCUAAAAAUAUGUAUAAUUGAGUCUAUGAGUAUGUGGACGAUUUUUUUUUCUUCUUUUGAUCAACUGACUUCCUGUACAAACCCUCAGUGAAAGAACUUUUGGUCUUCCAGGAGAGCAGAUGCGGGAUACAGGAAUUAUAAAAAGUUUCAUGAAGUGCCGGUCCGGGAAGCAGGACAAACGCGGGACACAGCAACUCAACAUCACGUUGGAGGCCCUCGGAAAGGAAGGGGAACAGAGUUACUUUUCAGGGUUCAGCUGAUUGCCUUAAUGAUCAGAAACAUAAUGCAUGAUUGAGUCACCGUAAUUAGAGACCUACUGUAUCACAGACUCAUCUUUUUUCCUCAGAUGUGAUGCAGUGUGUUUUAAGGCAGAUAUUUUAAUACUUCAGAGAGAAUAGUGUGGUUGUCAAAUGUACUUUUGCUAUCAGCUUCAUUGUUACUGAACCAAACUAAAGAUUUCCGCCAUCUUUUGGUGGCAAACGGUUUUGUUUUAUUUUGUUAACCAAAUACCACUGACUUAAGUGGAGCUGCUGAAUGAAAAGUAUGUGUAUUUGUUUUUUAAUUUAUAUCCAUGAUUUUUUUUGGGUUACAUUUCACUAAAAAGGAAGGUUCUUCCAUGACUUUGCAUUGUGUACAGAUGAUCAGUGCUACACCUAUUUAAUUACUCAUAGGAACUUCUCCUGUUUUACGUGAGUUAGUGUGUGCGUGCAUUUGUGUGUGCAUGCGUGUGACUGAAUUUGUGUGUUCAGUGACGUUUACAGUGUUGUCAUGGGAAUAGCAAGGCAACGCAUGUGAUCACAGACACGCUCACAAACACGUAGACAUACUCACACACAAAACAAACACCUAUAAAACACAAAAAUAACAUUUCCAGUGUUUAGCACAGUGCUGAAUUUUGCAUUAAGAACAUUUAUCAUAUUAUAAAUCCCUGAAAAUAAUUAAUUUCUUUUAAUGAUAUAAUGGACAAAAUGGUUUGUUUACGUUUGAAUAAACCAUUUGCUAUAAUCUGAUAAACCCACAGAGUGAUUAUCAUUCCCGGCACCUGGUGGAACAAUCAUGUGUAGAACUUGAAUUUGAGUAUUCAAUGUCUGACAGAAAUGCAAUUGCAAAUUCAGAUACUGUAUACUAUUGCACACUGCAAUGUUCAACUUCAUAAAUAAUACUAACUGAGAUAACAUUCACACAUUUCUUCUCUUAAGCAGCUUUAGAGAAAAACUGCUUGGUCGUAAUACUGAAUCAGUGGAUGUCCUGUACACUUGGAAGAUAUGCUGUUGCCCUAUGCAUUUCACUUAGUUUAUCCAAUUAGAAUAAAUAAACAAUAAAACACUUAGAAAAAUAUGUGCCACCCCAACCCCCCCAAAAAUCUCACGGGCUUAAUAUAUUCUGGUGAAUAUAAAAAAGCCAUGUGUUGGAAGAUGUGUUUUGUGUACUAUUACAGUUAUACAAUAUAUAUAGUGCACUAGCUUAAGAAGGUAUUGUUGUAGAAAAGUAUUGUUCUCUAACAGUACGAGCUAAGACAAUUAUUUUGUGUCUUUAUCAAAGUUUCAAUGGCUAGUGAUUGAAAAUCAGUUAUUCUGACAAAGGAACUUAAAUAGGCAGAAUAAAUAAACAGUAAAUUCAACAUCAUUCUCCCUAAAAUAUGUUGUACUUGUGCACAUAAAAUGUUACGGUGAGGAUUGACCAUUGUCCUCUACAGUAAAAACCUUGCUAAAUGGAUUUUAUUUUAUAUUUUAGAAAGAAGUGGGGGAUUCGCCCCAAAAUAACCAAAGGCUACUAGAAAGUAAAAAAAAAACAAAAACAAAUGACUUGUUAUUUUCUUUAAGGAGAGACAGAACUGGAAAAAGUUACAAAUGUGUAGGAAAACCUUAUAUACAAAUAAAGUAAAGUCACUUGUGUUGAUGAGCAUAUGCACAAUGUAACUAAAUACUGUUAUGAUGAUACGAUGAAGGUGAUCCUUUCCAGUUACCACAAUCAUGUUACAGACAUUGCAAUAAGAGGAGAAGCAAAUGACCUCAACACUUAACCGCUUGUUGUGUCAUUGACUUACGAAUGAUAACGAUAGCGUGCUGAUGGGUACAGGUAACUCAAUGAAAGUGAUAUCAACCCAAAAUUAUUUAUUGUUAAAAAUCUGAAAAUGUUAGAUACCUGAAAACAUAUAGUUUUGUAUUACAGAGAGAUGUGUAAUAUUAAUAUUGUAUCCUUUCUGGUGUUCCAAAGUUCAGAGGGACACUGCCACCCUUCCUUUUUGCAUGAUUUAAUUUUAAGAGUGUCCAGAUCUAAGAUGUAUUUUUGUUAUUUAUUAGUAUGUUACCAUGUAUUUCCGGACACUAAUUUCCCUUACCUAUUUUCUUAUUUUUAUUAUUAUUUUUCUUUUGUAAAGCAGUCAUAAUUAGAUCGGAUUUUCUAUAUUCAUAUAAUUUUGUAGGCAGCAAUAUGAGAUGUGAUGGAAAAACAAGAAAACCACGUGCAAUGUUGAAUUAAAUCCGUAAAUAUAUUAAAGGAAAACUAAAACGUU
Molecule: messenger RNA, 6996 nt
Organism: Brienomyrus brachyistius
Lineage: Eukaryota; Metazoa; Chordata; Actinopteri; Osteoglossiformes; Mormyridae
Product: potassium voltage-gated channel subfamily A member 1-like
Exons: 3
Coding region: 1282-3288 (668 amino acids)
Biological process (GO): protein homooligomerization; potassium ion transmembrane transport
Cellular component (GO): membrane; voltage-gated potassium channel complex
Molecular function (GO): delayed rectifier potassium channel activity; protein binding; potassium ion binding
Source: RefSeq, a predicted model, not a curated record